Messenger RNA from Aspergillus ochraceoroseus IBT 24754, 957 nucleotides. Its product is annotated as purine-nucleoside phosphorylase. Gene Ontology annotation, molecular function: purine-nucleoside phosphorylase activity. The coding region runs from base 1 to 957 and encodes 318 amino acids. Lineage: Eukaryota; Fungi; Ascomycota; Eurotiomycetes; Eurotiales; Aspergillaceae. The record is from RefSeq and is a predicted model, not a curated record. The transcript has 7 exons. Gene Ontology annotation, biological process: nucleoside metabolic process. Gene Ontology annotation, cellular component: cytoplasm.
AUGGAUAAGGAGAAGAGGUCUCUUUCUUUUGAGCAAGCAAAUGAGGCGCAUGAUUUCAUUAAAAAGCAAUUACCCGCGCCUUUGCAGGCUCCUCGUGUAGCUAUUAUCUGUGGCUCUGGGUUAGGCGGUCUUGAACGCACAAUCCACAACGAGCUCCGAGUAGAGAUUGAUUAUUCCUCCAUUCCUCAUUUCCCUCAUCUAACUGUACCUGGACAUGCGGGAAAGCUUGUGUUUGGGCUUCUCGAUGGGGUUGUUCCUGCGGUCCUCAUGGUUGGCCGUGCUCACUAUUACGAGGGCCAUUCCAUUCAUCAAGUGACGUUUCCUAUCCGCGUUUUUAAGUUGCUAGGAAUUGAUACUCUUGUCUUAACUAACGCUGCUGGGGGCCUUAAUCCUGAUUAUAAAGUGGGUGAUAUUGUUCUGUUGAAUGACCAUAUUUUCCUUGCUGGUUUGGCGGGAAUCCAUCCGUUGCGCGGACCCAAUUGUGAAGAAUUCGGACCUCGCUUUCCAUCUUUGUCAGAUGCUUAUGAUCUAGAAUUGCGUCGGCAUGUACACGAAGCUUGGAAGGCAGUCAUGGGCAACGAGAGUAAAAGGGGGCUGCACGAAGGGGUAUAUGUCUUCGUUGGGGGUCCAAGCUACGAAACUAGAGCGGAAUGCCGCAUGCUCCACAUGCUCGGGGCAGAUGUGGUAGGCAUGUCAACCGUACCAGAAAUUGUUGUUGCAAGGCAUUGCGGUAUUCGAAUCAUGGCAUUUAGCCUGGUAACAAACCAGGCAGUUCUGUCACCUGUUCCUCGCGGAGAUGAUAGUCUAAUCCAAGGAAGAGACGUCAAAGAGCUGGAUGCUAUCUUGCAGGAAGGAAAAGCAAAUCACGAAGAGGUGCUCGAGGCUGGACAAUCCGCGGCUUCCGAUAUGCAGAGGCUUGUUGUCCAUGUUGUCUCUACUAUCUUCAGAGACAACUAG